Messenger RNA from Salmo salar (Atlantic salmon), 1725 nucleotides. Its product is annotated as carboxypeptidase A1. Gene Ontology annotation, molecular function: metallocarboxypeptidase activity; zinc ion binding. Gene Ontology annotation, biological process: proteolysis. Lineage: Eukaryota; Metazoa; Chordata; Actinopteri; Salmoniformes; Salmonidae. The record is from RefSeq and is a predicted model, not a curated record.
ACUCCUACACCUUCAAGCUGAGAGACACUGGUCGCUAUGGUUUCAUCCUGCCAGCCAAUCAGAUCCUCCCUACUGCCAAGGAGGCUUGGCUGGCUCUGAUGGCCAUCAUGGAGCACACCAAGGACAACACCAACUAGUGGGGUCACCAUGACAACCUACUGGACACUGCUUGCGGCCUACCAAAGGCCUAAAGAAGUUCAGCUGGAUUGCCCAGGUCAUGUGGUUUAGAAAGGUACGAUGAAGGUGCUGCUCGUCUUGGCUGCACUGUCUGUGGCCAUUAUCGGCAAGGAGACCUUUGAGGGGCACCAGGUGCUUCGUAUCACUGGGAAGGAUGAGUUCCAGCACUCUCUCCUGAAGGACAUGGCUGAGAUGGAACAUCUCCAGUUGGAUGUGUGGAUGGAGCCCAUUGACCUCUCCACUCCUGUGGACAUCAGAGUUCCCUUCACCAGCCUGCAGACCGUCAAGGCUUUCCUGGAGACUGAAGACAUCCCGUACUCCGUCAUGGUCAAGGACCUACAGGUUUUGUUGGACGAGGAGAAUGAGCAGCGGCUGAGUGCUGCACGUGCCACUGAGCCCAGAACCACAGAUGACUACGACUACACCAACUACCACAACGGGGAUGAGAUCUACAGUUUUCAGGACAUGCUGGUGGCUGAGAACCCCAAACUGGUCAGCAAGAUCGUGAUUGGUCAGAGCUAUGAGGGCCGCCCUCUGAAUGUGCUCAAAUUUAGCACUGGUGGCACCAACCGUCGUGGCAUCUGGAUUAACACUGGAAUCCACUCCAGAGAAUGGAUCACUCAGGCUAGUGGCACCUGGUUCGCCAAGAAGAUUGUGACUGACUACGGACGUGACGCCGCACUCACUGCCAUUCUGGACAACAUGGAUAUCUUCCUGGAGAUUGUGACCAACCCAGAUGGCUACAACUACAGCCACAAAACUAACCGUAUGUGGCGUAAGACCAGGAAGCCCAACCCUGGCUCUUCCUGUGAUGGAACUGACCUCAACAGAAACUGGGAUGCUGGUUUUGGAACCGCUGGCUCUAGCGGUAACCCCUGCGAUCAGACUUACCGCGGGCCCAAGGCUCACUCAGAGUCUGAGGUGAAGUCCAUUAUGGACUUUGUUAAGUCUCAUGGCAACCUGAAGGCCUUCAUCGACAUCCACAGCUACUCCCAGAGGCUCAUGUACCCCUACGGCUACACUGCAACCCCUUGCAACGACCAGAGAGAACUGCACGACCUGGCUAGGAAGGCCAUCACUGAUCUGGCUAGCCUGUACGGAACUUCCUUCAGAUACGGCAGCGUCAUGACCACCAUAUACCAAGCCAGUGGCAUCAGUAUUGACUGGUCCUACAACCAGGGCAUCAAGUACUCCUACACCUUCGAGCUGAGAGACACCGGUCACUAUGGUUUCAUCCUGCCAGCCAACCAGAUCCUCCCUACUGCCAAGGAGGCUUGGCUGGCUCUGAUGGCCAUCAUGGAGCACACCAAGGACAACACCAACUAGUGGGGUCACCAUGACAACUACAGUAUACUGUUCACAGAUUAACCAAUUGUAUAGCUCUCUUUGAUAUAGUCAUGUGAAUGCCUGUGUAAAACAAAGUUACGUUUGUCUGUACUGUUGUAGAUAUACAGUAUCUAGCUCAAGCUGAUGAUACCAUCCAGUCCACAAGAGUGCACUAGACAUCGUCAGUAAAAUGCUCAACAAAAUGACCAGUUCACAUCAGAA